Messenger RNA from Drosophila bipectinata, 1090 nucleotides. Its product is annotated as estradiol 17-beta-dehydrogenase 11. Gene Ontology annotation, molecular function: oxidoreductase activity, acting on the CH-OH group of donors, NAD or NADP as acceptor. NCBI's taxonomy places the organism in Eukaryota, Metazoa, Arthropoda, Insecta, Diptera, Drosophilidae. The record is from RefSeq and is a predicted model, not a curated record.
UUGCGAUCUUUUCAGAAAGCCAGUUUUGCUUUUGGCUUGCAGUCGAUCGCUGCUUGCGUUUGGCGAUCAAAGCGUUUUCGCAACUCUCGCGACUCGGACGUUUCUUAAAUCAGCGGAAGGGAAAAUGUCGGAAGCGGUGCGAGAUGCUCUGGUGAAGCUCAAAGCUCAAAUCGGUGUAAUUGGCCUAGCAGCUCUCACGCCACUGCUCGUUUUGGCCGCUAUUUUGCAAAAGCUCUUCGCCACGAUCUUCUGCUGCCAAUCGCCGAAGAGUAUUUUGGGAGAAGUGGCUGUGGUUACAGGUGGUGGCCAUGGACUGGGAAGAGCUAUUUGCCUAGAGUUGGCCCACAAAGGCUGCAACGUUGCCGUGGUGGACAUAAAUCUUUCCGGAGCCGAGGCCACUGUUAAGCAGAUCCAGGACAGCUAUCAGGUUCGCGCCAAGGCCUACAAGGCAAAUGUCACUUCCUAUAAAGAAAUUGUUGAGCUAAACACCCAGGUGGUUCGUGAUCUGGGACCGGUAACAGUACUUGUGAACAAUGCCGGUGUAUUGCUGCUCCGAAAACCAUUGAACCCUGACCCCGCAGAUGUCCAGCUCAUGAUGGAUGUAAAUCUAACUUCGCAUUUUUGGACCAAAGCUGUUUUCCUGCCAAAAAUGAAAGAGCUACGACGGGGCUUCAUAGUAACUAUCGCCUCAUUAGCUGCCCUUUUCCCGCUGGCCUAUAGUUCAACUUACGCAUCCAGCAAAUCUGGAGCUAUGGCUCACAUGAGGGCGCUGCGCUUGGAACUGGCUCUGGAGAAACAGAAGAACAUCAAGGUGACUACCGUGUUCCCCACAUUCCUGCGCACCAAUGACGAGGUUAGGGAGCUUAGCAACAACAUCGGAGUCCGAAGUUUCUAUCCUCUGAUCAGCGGCGAGGAGGUUGCCCAACGGGUCGUUUCCGGGAUGCUGAGGGGCGAGAGUGAGAUUCACCUGCCAGGGCUGACCUGUAUCUUGUACAGAUUGCUCCUGGUCCUGCCCGCUGAUUGGCAGGAUUUGGCAGUUCGGGUUCUUGGGCGUCGUGUGUUUAAUUCUUUCCGCGAGAUACAAUCAUAA